AAAACAAGAACAAAGCUGGCUGGGAGAGUCAAUAUCGUUAAUCCCAACACUCCUGAAGCAGAGGCAGCUGCAGCUGGCUCUACCCAGUCCUAGCCGUUUCCGGCUGCGGGUGUCAACCCUAGCCAGACUGGUAACAUCAACUGCAGGCAGCUGCGACUCCGGACACCAAUUCUGACUGUGGCCCCGCUCACCGUAAGGCGGGCUUUUUCGCCACCUCCGGGCCACGCGACUGCCCCAAAGCUUGCCCAACACCCGGGAUCCCCAUAACUGAAGAACUCCACUCUAUUCUGCUCCGCCUGCCCGAGGAACUACACUUCCCAUCAGGGGCCAGGGCGGCUACGUCCUCUCCCAGCGCGCUCCGAGGUUCGGCAGGACGCGGUGAUUUACCCCUUAGUGGCUGCAGCCUCCUUUGAGCUUCAACCAGAGCAGGUGUGGAAGCCCAUGGAGGGAAAGCAUUAGUGAGCAAGACAGCCGCCCUGCCUUCCAGCUUCAGCCACCCGGGGCCGCCAUUCCUCCUUCAGAAUGCCGGAGGGCCCAGAGCUGCACCUGGCCAGCCAGUUUGUAAAUGAGACAUGUAAGGGGCUCGUAUUUGGCGGGUGUGUGGAGAAGUCCUCUGUCAGCCGCAACCCCGAGGUGCCCUUUGAGAGCAGUGCCUACCAUAUCUCAUCCUUGGCCCGAGGCAAGGAGCUGCGCCUGACCUUGAGCCCCCUGCCUGGUGCCCAGCCCCCUCAGAAGCCACUGUCCCUUGUCUUCCGCUUUGGUAUGUCUGGAUCCUUCCAGCUGGCAUCUGCAGAUGCCCUGCCGCCCCAUGCCCAUCUACGGUUUUACACGGCCCCGCCUGCCCCCCGGCUUGCCCUUUGCUUCGUGGAUAUCCGUCGCUUUGGCCACUGGGACCCUGGGGGUGAAUGGCAGCCAGGCCGUGGACCCUGUGUCUUGCUGGAGUAUGAACAGUUCAGGAACAAUGUACUUCGGAACCUAUCAGACAAAGCCUUUGACCGGCCCAUCUGCGAGGCCUUGUUGGACCAGAGAUUCUUCAAUGGCAUUGGCAACUACCUUCGGGCAGAGAUAUUAUACCGGUUGAAGAUCCCCCCUUUCGAGAAGGCCCGGACAGUUCUAGAGGCCCUGCAGCAGUACCGGCUGAGCCCCAAGCUGACCCUGAGCCAGAAGAUCAAGGUCAAACUGCAGAACCCAGACCUGCUGGAACUGUGUCACUUGGUGCCCAAGGAAGUGGUUCAGCUGGGGGGCAAAGGCUACGGGCCAGACCGUGGAGAAGAAGAUUUUGCUGCCUUUCGAGCCUGGCUGCAGUGCUAUGGCAUGCCAGGCAUGAGUUCCCUGCGAGACCGGCAUGGCCGUACCAUCUGGUUCCAGGGUGAUCCCGGACCCUUGGCACCCAAAGGGGGCAGGUCCCGAAAAAAGAAGCAGCCACAGGAGACACAGCUGGGGGCUGAAGACACAGAAGAGGACCAUCCGCUUCCAGGCAAGUCCAUUUCCAGGACUCGGAGGGCCAGGAAACCCCCUCCUAAGAGUAUAGCUCAACAGUCUGAAGGGACCAGCCUCCAAAUAAAGCAGGAAACCCCCACAGCCCCCAAGAAAGGAAAGAGAAGGGGGCGACCGGAAACCACAGGUGGCCGCAGACCCCGGAAGAACAAGGCUGAUACCCGAUCCCGGGAGGCUGGGGGAACUUCAGCCUCCUAGACAGAGGCUUCCUUGCUGGGUCUGUCCUUCCCUUGCUGUGAAUCUAGGGGCGUCUGAAUCCCUGGAAGCUGUGUUGGUAGGGCCCUGUGACUUUUCCUGCACAACCUUUUUGAAGCAGGGUCUUACAUAUCCUAGGCUGGCCUUGAGCUCAUAUGUACCUGAGGAUGACAAUGAACUCCUGAUUGAUCUUUCUGCCUUCAUUUCCAUAAUUGCUGGGAUUACAGGUGUGAGCCA
Messenger RNA from Onychomys torridus (southern grasshopper mouse), 1929 nucleotides. RefSeq names its product endonuclease 8-like 1. Gene Ontology annotation, cellular component: nucleus. The transcript has 12 exons. Gene Ontology annotation, biological process: base-excision repair. The record is from RefSeq and is a predicted model, not a curated record. Gene Ontology annotation, molecular function: DNA N-glycosylase activity; DNA-(apurinic or apyrimidinic site) endonuclease activity; zinc ion binding. Bases 523 to 1695 code for a protein of 390 amino acids. NCBI's taxonomy places the organism in Eukaryota, Metazoa, Chordata, Mammalia, Rodentia, Cricetidae.